UCCACGCACAACACACACACAACACUCUCUCUCUCUCUCUCGUAGUCCCCAGGAACAAAACUUUAAUAAUUCAUUUUUUUUUUUUUGCUGGUUCAUCGAUUUUUCUCCAGAAGAAUAAUUUGGAAAAAAAGGCAGUGCUUUUAUAUCUAUCUCCCUACUUUAUCUCUCCUCUAUCUCCGGCGAUUCCAUCUCUCAAUUUGUCUCUCUCUCUCUCCCCUUUUCUUCUUCUUCAAUGACACCGUAAAACCCUAGAAGAUAACAACAGUACACUCCACAAGCUCAAAAAAAUGACCAGAUCUCAUCUCUCCCUCUGUCUCCUCCUCCUCUCCUUGCUCAAUUUCGCCGCUCCUCAAGACGACGCGACGAUCAUGCAAUCCCUCAAAUCGAGCCUGAAUCUCACAUCGGACGUGGACUGGUCGAACCCCAACCCUUGCGAAUGGGACACCGUCCAAUGCGACGGGAGCAGCCGCGUCACUCGGAUCCAGCUCAAGCAGAAAGGCGUCCGCGGCACUCUCCCUCCGGAUCUCCAGAAACUCUCCGAGCUCGUCGUCCUCGAGUUCUUCUCCAACAAAAUCUCCGGCCCGAUCCCCGAUCUCUCCGGGCUCACUCAUCUACAGACUCUCAACCUCCACGACAACCUCUUCGAUUCGACUCCUAAGAAUCUCUUCUCCGGGAUGAACUCCUUGCAAGAGGUGUAUCUAGACAACAACCCUUUCCCUUCUUGGGAGAUUCCGGAGACCGUCAAGGAAGCGACCUCUCUCAAGAACCUUUCUUUAAUUAACUGCAACGUCACGGGUUCGAUUCCUGAUUUCUUCGGUUCCGAGACUCUCCCGAGCCUCGCUUCUUUGAAGCUGUCUCGUAACAAUCUACACGGAGGUUUGCCUUCGAGUUUGUCGGGUUCGUCGUUGCAGCAGCUCUACCUCAACGGACAGAAGCUCAACGGAUCAAUCUCGGUGCUGCAGAACAUGACGUCUCUCGUCGAGGUUGAUCUCCAAGGUAACGCCUUUUCAGGUCCAAUCCCUGAUCUCUCUGGUUUGCAGUCUCUGAGGCUCUUCAACGUAAGAGAGAAUCAGCUCACCGGUGUUGUCCCACCGUCGUUUACUGGUCUCAAGUCUCUUACUGUCGUGAAUUUGACUAAUAAUUUAUUUCAAGGACCCAAUCCGUUAUUCCAGAAGUCUGUUAGUGUUGAUGCGGUAGCGAAAACGAAUAGCUUCUGUCUGGAUACCGCUGGUGCUCCGUGUGAUCCUCGUGUUGAGACCUUGCUGUCUAUAGCUGAGUCGUUUGGUUAUCCGGAGAAGCUGGCUAUGAGUUGGAAAGGAAAUGAUCCGUGUGGUAGCUGGCUUGGGAUUACUUGUUCGGGGAGUAAUGUUACUGUGGUUAAUCUAGGGAGGCAGGAGCUUACCGGUUCGAUAUCUCCGAGUUUUGCUAAGCUUGAUUCGUUGGAAACUAUCAAUCUUUCUAAUAAUAAACUUAGUGGGAGUAUUCCGGAGGAGCUUACCACUUUGCCUAAGCUUAGGACGCUUGAUGUGUCUAACAAUGACUUCUACGGUGGUGUGCCCAAGUUCAGGGAAAGUGUGAAUGUGGUGACUACUGGUAACCUUAACAUCGAUAAGGAUGGACCUGUCUCACCGAGUGGUGUAACUCCUGGAACUCAUGGAGGGUCUGUAGAUAAUAGCACUGGUGGUGGCGGUGGCGGUGGCGAAAGUUCUAAGAAGUCAACAAGGAGUGUCAAGAUCAUUGUUCCUGUGGUUGGUGUUGUUGUUGGUGCAUUGUGUCUUGUAGGGCUCGGUGUUUGCCUCUACGCCAAGAAGAGAAGGAGACCCGCUAAAGUUCAGAGUCCAAACACCAACAUGGUGAUUCAUCCGCAUCACUCUGGUGACAGCGAUGCAGUUAAACUCACCGUUGCGGCUUCUAGUCUCAACAAUGGGGGAGGAGGAGGAACCGAGAGCUCUUACAGUCACAGCGGAAGCGCCAACAGUGACAUACACGUCGUGGAGUCUGGGAACUUGGUUAUCUCCAUACAGGUUUUGAGGAGUGUGACGAACAACUUCAGCGAAGAGAAUAUCCUCGGGAGAGGCGGUUUCGGUGUAGUUUACAAAGGUGAACUCCACGAUGGAACGAAAAUAGCUGUCAAGAGGAUGGAGUCUUCUGUUGUGAGUGACAAGGGACUCGCUGAGUUCAAAUCAGAGAUAACUGUGUUGACUAAAAUGCGUCACCGUCAUCUCGUUGCGCUUCUAGGGUACUGUCUUGAUGGUAACGAGAGGCUUCUUGUCUAUGAGUAUAUGCCACAGGGAACAUUGAGUCAGCAUUUAUUCCACUGGAAAGAAGAAGAGAGGAAACCUCUUGAUUGGACUAGAAGGUUGGCUAUUGCAUUGGAUGUAGCUAGGGGUGUUGAGUAUCUACACACGCUUGCUCAUCAGAGUUUCAUCCAUAGGGAUCUUAAGCCAUCAAACAUCCUUCUUGGUGAUGACAUGAGAGCUAAAGUCUCUGACUUUGGGUUAGUCCGUUUAGCCCCUGAAGGCAAAUACUCCAUCGAGACUCGUGUCGCUGGGACCUUCGGUUACCUUGCUCCAGAAUAUGCAGUGACUGGAAGAGUGACGACCAAAGUAGACAUCUUCAGCCUUGGGGUUAUACUUAUGGAGCUGAUCACUGGACGUAAAGCUCUUGAUGAGACGCAACCUGAGGACAGCGUCCAUCUAGUCACAUGGUUCCGUCGUGUAGCAGCAAGCAAAGAGAAAGACGAAAACGCCUUCAAAAACGCGAUAGACCCAAACAUCAAACUCGACGAGGACACCUUAUCCAGCGUUGAAAAAGUUUGGGAGCUUGCUGGUCAUUGCUGUGCACGUGAGCCUUACCAAAGACCUGACAUGUCUCACAUUGUUAACGUUCUUUCUUCGCUCACAGUCCAAUGGAAGCCCACUGAGGUUGAUCCUGAUGACCUAUACGGUAUAGACUACGAUCUUCCGCUUCCGCAGGCGGUUAAGAAGUGGCAAGCUUCUGAGGGGCUUAGCCAGACGGGAGAUGACUCUGGAUCUUCGUCCUCGGUUUAUGGAAGUAAAGACAAUACACAGACAAGUAUCCCGACACGCCCGUCUGGAUUUGCUGACUCGUUCACUUCUGUGGAUGGACGUUGAAGAAAAUAAAAGACUGCGUUUCUCAGUUUCGUUAAAACGUUUUUAGUAGUAUAGAAGUAGUAGAUGGAGAAGCAUUGUGUGAAAAUUCUCUUUUCUUGUUCUUUGUUUUUGUCUGAAGCAUUUUACUUAUGACAUCUAUUUUCAUGAAAACUUUUGGUUUAAGUGUUUAUGCAAACAUAAAAUAUCUAUACUAUA
This is a messenger RNA of Brassica oleracea var. oleracea, 3329 nucleotides long. RefSeq names its product receptor-like kinase TMK3. Gene Ontology annotation, biological process: protein phosphorylation. The transcript has 2 exons. Lineage: Eukaryota; Viridiplantae; Streptophyta; Magnoliopsida; Brassicales; Brassicaceae. Bases 288 to 3134 code for a protein of 948 amino acids. Gene Ontology annotation, molecular function: ATP binding; protein binding; protein kinase activity. The record is from RefSeq and is a predicted model, not a curated record.